GUUUUCUGUUACUCCAAUCGCCAUCUUGUUGCCAGUGAAGUAAUGUGUUUCUGAUGAAUUUCGGGAGCGCCCUGGAUGUCUUAGGACUGUCUUUGGAAGCCAGUGGAUUAUACUGUGAUUUAACCCACCACAUAUAUCUGUACCGGGGUUUGCAUACAUUUUAACGGGAACGUAUUGUAUCGGUGUUCAAAAUGAGUAUCGAUACUCUAUUGGAAGCGGCCAGGUAUUUGGAGUGGCAAGCCCAGCAACAACAGAUUACACGUGAGGAGGAGGAGCGGCGAGAGAAGGCCUUGCUGUCCCGUGAGGCUGAACAGAAGCUCUCCGCCCCCGUUAUACAGUCUGUCCAAGUUAACCAUGUGACCUGGGCCGACGACAUGCGGCUCGAGCCACACCGCCACCACCAGCACCACCCUCCGGUCCCGCCCCCUCCCCUCCCACCACCUGUUCCCAUAGCUGUCAUUCCUAUCCCGGUGGUCCCUGCCAACCCUGCUGUCCCUCCCAUUCAGACUGCUCCGUCCCUUCACACAGCCUCCCCUAUGCCAGUGGUCACACCCUUGACCACAGCCCUGUCCCCACCAGCAGCACCCCUCUUCAGCCCCAAUGGCCAAGACGCCCACUCCCCUCCGCAGCAGCAGCAGCAACAGCACCGUCACUUGAUCGCACACGUAAAAGCAGAAGCGAACAGCUUGCCUCUGUCGAAUAACAGUCCCAAGCAGCAACCGCAGCAGCAGCAGCCGCAACAGACGCAGACCAUUUUGCAAACGUAUCCAGCCCCUAUCAUCACAGCCCAGCCUUCACCACAGCAACACACCCUCUUGCCCCAGCCAGCACUGCCCCAGCCUCAGCCCACUCCGGCCCAGGGUCAACCGGGACAAGCACCCAGGCCUAACGGAGCCGCUGUGGAAGAGCCACGCGGCCUGGAUGGGAAAAGGAGACCCGGAGGGGCUGGAACGCGAGAAGUUCACAACAAGCUAGAAAAGAACAGGCGAGCACAUCUGAAAGAAUGCUUCGAGACCCUUAAGAGGAACGUUCCUAAUGUGGAUGAAAAGAAGACUUCCAAUUUGAGUGUCCUGAGGAGUGCGCUCCGCUACAUCCAGACUUUGAAGAGGAAAGAAAAGGAGUACGAGCACGAGAUGGAGCGCUUGGCGCGGGAGAAGAUCGCCACUCAGCAAAGACUCGCAGAGCUGAAGAAUGAAUUGAGCCAGUGUUUAGACAUCAUGGAGAUCGACAGGAUACUUCGACAAACUGUCCAGCCGGAAGAUGAUCAGGCCUCCACAUCAACAGCAUCAGAGGGUGAAGACAACUUCGACCAAGACGUAGACGAUGACAUCCUCUCCUCCCCGCCAUCGUCUUCGGCGGCCAAACCGUCUGCACCGGCGCCGUCAGAGCCUCGCGCUGCCAUGCCUCCGCCCGCCAUUCUCCCUACGCAUAUCUCCAUACAACACAAACCCUCCACACCGCCCUCGGCUCCACCCAAUCAACCCCAGCCCACAGUGGUCACCCCUCAAGCCAUCGCCCCCGCGCCCCCUUCCCACGUGGUUUCCCCUCCUCAGCCAACAGUCAUCACCCAUGCCUCCGUAUCCCAUGCCUCCGUCAUCCAAGCUGUCAACCACGUCAUCCCAGCUGGGCCCAAACAUCUGGCGCACAUUGCGCCCUCUAGUGGCGGCCAGCCUAUCGGACACAUCACCGUGCAUCCCGUGGCCCACCUCCCCGCCAUUUACCCACAGUCGGUGGCCGUCUCGCAGUCGGCGAUGGUGGGGCACAUCACGCACACGUUGGCACACCACCCGCACACCCACGCCCAAGUUAACGGCACACCUGUCACAGGCCAGCAGGCCACCGUGGUGGGAAAACCAACGGCCGUGGUCGCUCACCAUCACACCGGGCUAGUGGGCCAAACGGUGCUCAAUCCGGUGACUAUGGUAACUGUUCCUCCUUUUCCUGUCAGCACGCUAAAGCUGGCCUGAGAGAAAAGAGAGUCUGCACAGAAAGACAGAAAGUGAAAACGAGAGACUAAAGGCGAGGAGCUAAUCGCUAAAAGGACGACUCGAUCACGUUCAGAAAAUCACUACUGUCGCUCCAACACGCCGGGACCUUGUCAGGAUCAGAGUGUGUCCUCUUGCUUUUAGAAGGGGCUUGCGUGUCUUUUGCCAUGCAGCGUUGGAAUGAAAUUCAUGUAAUGCACUUGCUUUCAAUUCGAAGACAUUGGUCAGUCUUUAGUAAUGUGAGAGUGCUAAAACAAAUCAGUUCUUUCUUCUCUUUCCCUCUUGUCCUUUUUCUGUAUGCAAAUUAUCUCACGCUUUACAUUCGUUCACCAAAAAAAACUCCACUUUAAUCAAUAUCAAGUGCAGUACUAAAAGCAUGCAGAAAAACGUUUACCGUGUAACUAUAUUUUAGGGGCUUUCGAAACUCUUCAAACGGGGCUUUUGACUAAAAAAAAACAGGUACAUUCAGACUCAGAUCAGGUUUCUCAAAGUGUCUUUGUACUUGCGAGCAAAUGUAAGUGCCUAAGCCCCAAUUCAAGCCCAGUGGCGCCACCUGCUGCCUACGCAAUGAAACAACAACGUUGCUGAAUACGAAGCGCAAGCGCAUUUGACUGCCGUGACCUGACCUAAUCACAGACAUCUGUUGGCUAUCAAAGUCUUAAAGUUCCGAACGGGUUGCAAGAAAACUAAACUAGUAUACGAUUCGACAAUUGAAAAAGACGUGUUUUUGAAAGUACAUUAAAGCAUUUAUAGCUUACGGCAAGUGCUCAGAUAUUUAACUUAAUAAUACAGUAAUACUUGAUUAACGUUUGAAAUGAUUAAAACGUUACUUACGGCGUGUGAUAGUCGGGCAUUCCCGUAUCUUCAAAUCAGCAGUUACCAAUGUUGUUUUUGCUUGUAGCAACACGAUGAAAAAUGAAGUCUUAGAAAAUACGUUAACGUAAACAGAUCUCCUGCGUCACGUCGCGCGCACGUUCAUAGGUGGCGUCUAAAAGGCGCGCGCUUGUCCAGUGUAAAUCGGUGCUGUUGUGUGUCCAUUCAACUUUCAUCGGCGCACAGCCAUUUUUUCAUUACUACGCGUGAUUGUGUAAAUUGUCGUGAAGUAGGCGCUUGUUAAUAAGCAUUUUAGGAGGUUAAAACAUGCUGUUUUCUGUUUCAUUGACAUCAGGACGAAAAGCCCCUUUGCCAAUAGCAGUGCUUCUCUUAAAGUCGGCCUGCCAUUCUCGAUGCACUCGCUUGGUUGAACCUGCACAAAGUUAGCCAUCUGACUGUUUCCCUAUGUAAACUUAAUGGUUUGCUGUCGAUGGUUAGGUACACCACGUUGUUGCUUUAUACUGUCACUUUCAAACGGAACACUGUGAUUCCUGCUCUUAACAUCCUCUUCCUGCUGCAACCCCCCCAAAAAUUAAGGUUUGGAUUUUCUUUGACUUCUUUUUCUUUUUUUGGGGAUGUGAAGAUGAAAUAAUACACUCUGUGCUUCACACUCAGUUAAAAAUACAAACAAAAAAUAGCCUAACCUUUGUGAACCUUUUUUUUUUUUUUUUUAGUGUGUUUUGUUUUUUCUGUUUUAUUUCUUUUCUUUUUUUUUUUAAAUAUAUGUGUAUGGAUGUAUGUAUAUAUGUGAGGUAUAUGCACGCAUUCACAUAUAUGUGUAUGUAUUUUAGGACUAUACUGAUGCCUGGUUUUGCAUGUAGAUUGCAGUUUUUGUUUGUUUGUUUAAAUGUUAAUCCCUCCCCUUAUUUCAUUUUUUUUUUUGGGACCAUGUAUCAUACUGUAUGAUGUGGGCGGGACCGUUAGACCUCAUUCUACAUUGAUAUUAUAUAUGAAUAUAUGAAAAACUGUGCAUUUUCCCUAUGGAGAAAGUUUAAGUUAUAUAUCGCCUGUACAUUUUGGGCUGCAUUAAGAUCGAAUUGUCCACCAUGUUUAACUAAAAUAGUAAUAAAACUUAUUAAAAUAUGCUAGAUUACUACAAAAAACAUAUUGAUGAUUCAUAAUAAAUCUUAUGACAUUUACAAGUCAA
Molecule: messenger RNA, 4005 nt
Organism: Puntigrus tetrazona (Sumatra barb)
Lineage: Eukaryota; Metazoa; Chordata; Actinopteri; Cypriniformes; Cyprinidae
Gene: mntb
Product: MAX network transcriptional repressor b
Exons: 6
Coding region: 192-1967 (591 amino acids)
Biological process (GO): regulation of transcription by RNA polymerase II
Molecular function (GO): RNA polymerase II cis-regulatory region sequence-specific DNA binding; protein dimerization activity; DNA-binding transcription factor activity, RNA polymerase II-specific
Source: RefSeq, a predicted model, not a curated record